This is a messenger RNA of Jatropha curcas, 1733 nucleotides long. Its product is annotated as major pollen allergen Lig v 1. NCBI's taxonomy places the organism in Eukaryota, Viridiplantae, Streptophyta, Magnoliopsida, Malpighiales, Euphorbiaceae. The record is from RefSeq and is a predicted model, not a curated record.
GCUCUACCAACUUGGCCAUGGUACCAACUUUCUUAGUCCCAUGGAAGGAACACCUUUCUCUAAAAGAAUAAAGAAAAGCAAGGUGAGUUUGAUGGAAGAAAACAUCAACUUCUCCUUCAUUAUGUGUUUGAUUUUGCAGUUGAACAAGAAAUUCUCUUCUUUCUUGGCAACUCUUGUGAUGCCUUUAAAGCUCACAUGAACAACAUGAACACUUCCUAUCUAGCAUGUAGAUAGGUUUAUCUUCUCUGAAGCCUUAUCUUCAACUAUUUACUCCAUACAUGAACAUGCUUUUGUGUGCAUGUGCAAUAAAUUCAAAGAGAAUUUCUUUGUUCAAAUUCCACAACAAUGGGUUCAAUUUGCAAUCUAUGUUGAUUAAGAAGAGUUUUGAGUCAAUAAGUUGUCGUUAAACAGAGGUUUAAUCUGUCUUUAUUAUUUCUUUUCAACUUUCAUUGAACAUCAACUUCCAUUCCAGUAAUCCUAUAAAUACCUUUAACUUCCUUUUUGAGCUACCCAGAAAAAGAAACCUUGAAAUCAAGCCCCACAUCAGAGAUUUCUCAUAAACAAAGAGAAGAUACCCUCUUUCUCUUUCUCUUUCUCUUUCCUACGCAUGAAACCCCAUAUAUGCCAAAUUACAUUCACAUGUCUUUGUUUCUAGCGAAAAAGAUAAAUCUCCUCAACUUUUGCUUACAGUUGGAUCUCCACCAACUCCCUUUUGCUUAUCCGCAAUAACAGAACUCAUCUUCUACUAUAUCGUAAGGCUUUGAUUAGUAUUUACUAAAAUCCAUCGGAUCAUAGAGUUGCCUAUCCGUUUUUUUGUUCCUCCUCAAGAUUUUGCUGCCAUGAAUCCAGUGAUUCUCUUCGUUCUCUCAUUUUUGUUUAUCAAGUCACUAUCUUCAAAGGUUGUGCCAAGCAGAACAAAUGCCCAUAUCACUGUAAUGGGUUUUGUUUACUGUGACAUCUGUUCCAACAACAGCUUCUCCAGACACAGCUACUUCUUACCAGGUGCAGGAGUUAAAAUAGACUGCAAGUUCAAAGCAAUUGCACCAAAAAUCAGAGAACAAGUAACAUUCUCAGUAAACAGAACCACAAAUAGGCAUGGAAUUUACAAGUUGGAAAUACCAGCUGUUGAUGGGAUGGCAUGCGCAGAAGCAGCCAUUGAAUCUGCCUGUGAAGCAAGCUUAAUUUGGAGUUCAUCUAAGUCAUGCAAUGUUCCUGGAUACAAAUCCACAUCAGAUCAGAUAACAAUCAAAGCCAAACAACCCAAUCUCUGUGUCUACAGCCUUACUGCAUUGAAUUAUAGACCAUCAAAGAUUGAUCUUAGCUUAUGCAGAAAUUAAGAUGAAGAUUUCUCCAUUUCUUUCACCUUACAUCACAUAUAUAUGGGCUUUCUUUCAUCUAAAUGUGCGCCUUUUCUCGUUAGAUGCUAUUUCUUCAAUAUCAUCCUUCACUCAAAAUAACUGCAAUUUCCAUUACUAGAUUCUUCCAAGUCCAUCAAAGCAUUCUGCAUUUCCUGGCCCGCUCACUAUUAAACAGCUGCAGUCUUGGUACCUAAUUAUUAAUUUUUUAAUAUAAUAUUAUUUGUUGGCUUGGGUUAGCUUAUACUAAUAUGUUCAAAUAUUUUUGUGCACUCUAAGACUCCAUUUGGUAAGUCGAAUGAAAUGUAAUGCAAUCAUAUGUAUUUGUAGUGUAAUGUUACAGUAGAAAUACAUCCAUUUAUAUUAUAUUCCAUUCCA